This is a messenger RNA of Paramecium octaurelia, 753 nucleotides long. The record is from the annotation of a GenBank genome assembly. NCBI's taxonomy places the organism in Eukaryota, Ciliophora, Oligohymenophorea, Peniculida, Parameciidae.
AUGUUAUAUAUAUUUUUAGUAAUUAACUUACUAUUUGCGAGAAGAGUAAAUGAAUUGGGUUAAUUAUUAACGAGAGAUAAAUUGCCAGUUGGAGCCAUUUUGACAAUCUCGUAUGAUGGAUAAUAGGUGGUUUGCAAUGAGCAAGGAUAUUUCCUCCUAAAGUAGGAGAAGUUUGAAGUUGAUGUGCUCGGUUUGUUCAAAUAGACAUUUUAUCCUGAUCCUCUGUAAAGGACAUUCAUCAUUGAUAAUAACCAAACUGCAGUCCUGUAAAUAGGUGGAUUGGUAAGUCAACCAGCCAACCUCAGUUUAAAUGUAAAUUAACCACUGAAUUUGAAAUAAAGUGAAUAUCAAAUUAAAGGAAAAUUCACAAUUCAAAUUGAUAUAAUGAAAUUGCUUGUUUAUUAGGCCAAGGUGGUGGUGUCUGCGGAGUCUUUCAAAAACAAUUCACAGAUCAUUUAUCUCUAUGGUUCAUAUGAAUAUGAUUUAGGAAUAAUGGAACUCAUUCCUGCAGAAAUAGAUGUGAAACUAAAAUUUAAUUUCAAAUUUGAUACUGAAUGUUAUUUAAUGUGCACCAAGUUUAAUGGGAAAUUGUAUGUGUUACAGAAUCAUACACAAGGAGGGGAGACGGUAGAAUUCAAUGGAAAAUUAUUCGAUGAGUGGCCAUAGCAGUGUCUUUUGUAUUCGGAUGAGGGAUGGGCAAAAUUGCUGGAAUUGGAAGGACCAAUAUCAGAUUUGGCCAGGAGUCAUUUAUGA